AUGGCCGACCAAACCCCUGACAACUGGGAGGAGGACCUCUCCAGACAGACCGAUGGCAUGAAUCUGAACAACCGCAAUGCUGGCUUUCAAGCCCAGGCGCCCACGUUCACCCCCGGAGCCGCAUCGUUCACUCCCGGUGCGGCGUCGUUUGUUCCUGGUCAAUCAUACCAGCAGUACGGAUAUCCUCAAUACCAGCAAUAUGGCCAAGGCCAAGGUUAUUACCCGUCUUACGACCAGCAACAAGGCUAUAAUCAGUACGGUGGCUAUGGACAACAACAGCAACCCGGAAACUAUAAUCAGAUCUAUAAUAACCAGUAUGGAGGCGGUGGCUACAACCAAUAUUCCCAACAGCAGCAGAGGCCUCCGCAGACGCUACCCCGUCAGGCCCCAAAGGCUCCAGCAGCCGAGCAGACCGCCGCCCCAGCUGCGUCAGCGCCCAAAGCAGCACCUCCGAAGGCCAAGGUCCUUUCCAUCGGCGGUGAUCUAGGUGGUAAUGUUCCAAAAACCAAGGUGCUCUCUAUCGGUACCCCGGCCACUGCCAAGCCUGCAAAAGAAGCAUCUGCUACGCCUGGGGAUAGCAAAGGCGCCGCCGCAGCGACAGCUGCUAACAAAGUGACCGCCUCCAAGGCGAUCGAGAAAACAGAGAAAAAGGCAGAGGCCAAGGCUGUCAGCAGUGGCAAGGCCUCGCCGUCUCCAUCCUCCGGUCGCAACAGCCCAGGAAGGAAUAGCCCUUCCCGCGGUGAGAGCGCCAAAGCCAUUCGCGAUGCCGAUGCGGUUACUCGUGAACAGAAAGCCGACGUUGACGAAGCCACGCUAAAGGAAAUCUACGGUGAGAAGCGCGAACACGUCAACCUCGUUUUCAUCGGUCACGUCGAUGCCGGAAAGUCGACACUUGGAGGAUCUAUCUUGUAUGCUACAGGCAUGGUCGAUGAACGUACGAUGGAGAAAUACAAGCGAGAUGCCAAGGAAGCCGGUCGUGAGACAUGGUAUCUGUCAUGGGCCUUGGAUUUGACCAACGAAGAGCGUGCUAAGGGAAAGACUGUCGAAGUUGGGCGAGCUUUCUUCAAAACCACCUAUGAAGGCCCCGAUGGUACCGUAGAACGUCACUUUACCAUCCUCGAUGCCCCUGGCCACAAGUCCUUUGUUCCACACAUGAUCGGAGGAGCAUCACAAGCAGAUGUUGGUGUUCUUGUCAUUUCUGCGCGUAAAGGAGAGUAUGAGACUGGCUUUGAAAAGGGUGGUCAGACUCGAGAACACGCACUUUUAGCCAGAAACACUGGUGUGAAGAAGAUUAUUAUUGCUGUCAAUAAGAUGGACGAUCCUACUGUGGAGUGGAGCAAGGCUCGAUUUGACGAAUGUACUAUCAAGGUGGGCAAGUUUAUGGAAAACUUGGGCUACAAAAAGCAAGAUCUACACUUCAUGCCAAUCUCGGCGCAACGCACCCUCGGUAUCAAGGAUCGUAUUCCCAAAGAUGUCUGCCCAUGGUACGACGGCCCUUCGCUGCUCGAAUUCCUGACGGAUAUGAAGAUGCCCGAGCGCAAGAUCAACGCUCCUUUCAUGAUGCCGAUCAGCUCCAAGUACCGUGAUAUGGGAACCAUGGUGGAAGGCCGUAUUGAGUCUGGAGUGAUGAAGAAGAGUAACAAUUACCUCAUGAUGCCCAACCGGGAGGAAGUGGGGAUUGCUGCUCUUUACGGUGAAACGGAAGAUGAGAUUCCUACUGCCACGUGCGGUGACCAAGUCCGACUUCGUUUGCGCGGUAUAGAAGAAGAAGAUAUCCUUCCCGGAUUUGUUCUCUGUUCACCAAAGCGACCCGUACACUGCGUUUCUGCAUUUGAAGCCAAGAUUCGAAUUUUAGAGCUCAAGAGCAUUCUUUCUGCUGGUUAUAACUGUGUUUUGCAUGUUCACUCUGCCAUUGAAGAAGUCACGGUUGCUGCCUUGCUGCAUAAGCUGGAGCCUGGUACAGGUCGUAAGAGUAAACGCCCACCCGCUUUUGCCAGCAGAGGCCAAACCAUCAUUGCACGGUUGGAAGUCACCGGCUCCGCUGGAGCGGUGUGCGUGGAAAAGUACGAAGAUUAUGAUCAACUGGGUCGAUUCACGCUGCGUGACCAAGGACAAACUAUUGCAAUUGGUAUGAUCACCAAAUUGAUCCUUGAUGAAAAUAACGCCUAG
Talaromyces atroroseus is the source of this 2169-nucleotide messenger RNA. RefSeq lists its product as hypothetical. The coding region runs from base 1 to 2169 and encodes 722 amino acids. The record is from RefSeq and is a predicted model, not a curated record. Gene Ontology annotation, cellular component: translation release factor complex. NCBI's taxonomy places the organism in Eukaryota, Fungi, Ascomycota, Eurotiomycetes, Eurotiales, Trichocomaceae. The transcript is spliced from 2 exons. Gene Ontology annotation, biological process: translation; nuclear-transcribed mRNA catabolic process, deadenylation-dependent decay; translational termination. Gene Ontology annotation, molecular function: GTP binding; GTPase activity; translation release factor activity.